UCUCUUUGAAGAGCGCAGCCGAGAGCCAUUUUGUUUUUCAGGACUCUGCAAGGGUACAAGACGCCGAAUUGCUAGAGGCCAGCAGCUGUAGUUGCAGCCAUUUUAUGUUCAACCUCAGGAUGUUUCCCUUGGCCAAAAACGCACUAAGUCGUCUGAGAGUUCAAAGCAUUCAGCAAGCAGUGGCAAGGCAGAUCCAUCAAAAGCGGGCACCUGAUUUCCAUGACAAAUAUGGUAAUGCUGUAUUAGCUAGUGGAGCCACUUUCUGUGUUGCUGUAUGGGUAUAUAUGGCAACACAAAUUGGAAUAGAGUGGAACCCAUCGCCUGUUGGCAGAGUCACCCCAAAGGAAUGGAGAGAACAGUAAUCAUCCCAGCUGAUUUAAUACUGAAUUGUUUCAAAAUCAACUCAUAAUUAAUUCCAAGUAAAAGUACUAUGUACCCAUUAAAAUAUAGCAUGUUUGAAGAAAUAAAGUACUUGAAACCUUCA
Molecule: messenger RNA, 484 nt
Organism: Bubalus bubalis (water buffalo)
Lineage: Eukaryota; Metazoa; Chordata; Mammalia; Artiodactyla; Bovidae
Product: cytochrome c oxidase subunit 7B, mitochondrial
Exons: 3
Coding region: 105-362 (85 amino acids)
Biological process (GO): mitochondrial electron transport, cytochrome c to oxygen
Source: RefSeq, a predicted model, not a curated record